Messenger RNA from Dalotia coriaria, 702 nucleotides. It is a transcript of the gene Rab23, whose product is annotated as RAS oncogene family member Rab23. Gene Ontology annotation, molecular function: GTPase activity; GTP binding. Gene Ontology annotation, biological process: vesicle-mediated transport. The transcript is spliced from 6 exons. NCBI's taxonomy places the organism in Eukaryota, Metazoa, Arthropoda, Insecta, Coleoptera, Staphylinidae. The coding region runs from base 1 to 702 and encodes 233 amino acids. The record is from RefSeq and is a predicted model, not a curated record.
AUGCGGGAAGAGGAACUGGAGGUGGCCCUCAAGGUGGUUAUCGUAGGAAAUGGCGGCGUUGGCAAAUCUAGCAUGAUUCAACGUUAUUGUCGCGGCACGUUCACCAAAGACUACAAGAAGACGAUAGGCGUUGAUUUUCUCGAACGACAAAUUGAAGUCGACGGAGAAGAAGUGCGACUGAUGUUGUGGGAUACUGCCGGGCAGGAAGAAUUCGAUGCCAUUACGAAAGCGUAUUAUCGUGGGGCGCAAGCCUGCGUUUUGGCUUUCUCAACGACGGACAGGGACUCUUUUGAGGCUGCGCAUUCGUGGAAACUUAAAGUUGAAAAUGAAUGCGGCGAAAUACCGACUGUGAUAGUUCAGAACAAAAUUGAUUUGCUUGAUCAGAGCGUCGUCAAUCCCGAGGAAGCUGAUUUACUAGCGCGUGCAUUGGGUUGCCGCAUUCUACGUACUUCUGUCAAGGAGGACGUCAACGUGGCGGCCGUUUUUCGACAUUUAGCAAUGCGAUGUCUGCAAGAAAUGCGAGAACCACGCGAUGAUUACUAUUCAAUCAACAAUGGACACCAUCCGAUUACAAUCAGUGCCUUCAGUCCUAGUCUAAACCACAACAAUCAUAAGAACCAUCAUAACGGAACAAUUAUCCUUCGACCUAAUAAAAACAAAAAGAAGCGAAACGUGCUCAAGAAUGCCUGCAGAUUGUUAUGA